CCAAAAAAUGAAGCUAUGUCUCCUAAAGAGCAACCCAGUGAUUUAAAUGAAACCAUUAGAUUGGCUUCUCAUAUAGAAAAAGUUAAAAGUAAAGUAAAGACGAAGCACAAAGAACAUUUGUUAUCCAAAAACAGACAACAGCCUCAUUCUAAGCAAGGUAUGCUGAAGAAUAUAAGUAAAAUUGGAAAGGUUGCCGUGAAUGGAGAAGCAGAAUUAAAAUCAUUGGAGAAGGAAGCAGUUAGAGAGAAAUGGAAGAAUACUUUAUCAAAAACAAAAGAGGUAAGCUGUGGUUACCACUCUGAUGAUGUGACACUGUUAGAGAAUUAUUGGUGUCUUCAUUCAGUAAACCAUUGUGGGUCAGGUACAAAGAUUCUUUUAUUAAGCUUUCCAAACUAG
Messenger RNA from Schistocerca piceifrons (Central American locust), 396 nucleotides. RefSeq lists its product as uncharacterized. The coding region runs from base 16 to 396 and encodes 126 amino acids. The transcript is spliced from 3 exons. The record is from RefSeq and is a predicted model, not a curated record. NCBI's taxonomy places the organism in Eukaryota, Metazoa, Arthropoda, Insecta, Orthoptera, Acrididae.